This is a messenger RNA of Syzygium oleosum, 1636 nucleotides long. RefSeq names its product transcription repressor OFP5-like. The record is from RefSeq and is a predicted model, not a curated record. The coding region runs from base 293 to 1453 and encodes 386 amino acids. The transcript has a single exon. Lineage: Eukaryota; Viridiplantae; Streptophyta; Magnoliopsida; Myrtales; Myrtaceae. Gene Ontology annotation, biological process: negative regulation of DNA-templated transcription.
AGAGUCCCCCAUCUCUUUCCGAGUACAUAAAAAGCGAGAGAAAGAAAGGGAAAGUGGUCACGAGAUAUAUGGCGGGCCUUUCUUUUGAAAAAGGAAGAGGAAGAAGUCUCUCUCCUCACUGAAAACCCAAACCCUCUCGAUCCCACGUUCCCCCCCACCACCACGUUCACUCACCUCCCCCCCUAACCGUCCCCUGACUCCUCCAUCAUCACCAUCAACCUCCUCUGUUUCUUCUUUCCUGCGAUCCUGAAGCUGCUUCCCACCCUCAAGAGCAGAGCUUUUCGCCCGAAUUAUGAAGCUGGGCAGAUCGAGAACGAGGAGACGAAUCAAGCCCUUCUCGGGUGCUGCUCCGUCCUCGCCCCGCCCUUCUUUGCUGUCUUCCUGGCUGUUGAAGCUCAGGAAAAUCGGGGUCAAUCGCACCGACCACCGUCGAGGUCGCCCCGAUCAUGCUCUGAGGCCGGGGAGCUUGAGCCCCGCGGCGACGAGGCAUUACAAUUCUCCGUCGGAGGUGGUCUCUCCUCCGGAACGUGGCGGCGGCGUCGAGGGGGAAGAAGAGGGUCGGUUCUUGGAAGGCGAUGGUGGUUUCUGGAGGCUGUCCUUCAAAGGAGGGAGGAUGUUCGACUUGGAAGGGGAUUCCAGCGGAGAUUCGCUCGGGCCGAUUUGGUGCAGAUCAGACGGGGAGGAGGAGACCAACGAUUUUGAAGAGAUGGUGUCGGGUAUCAGGAGGAGGAGAGAUAGUCAGAGAAGAUCGAAGAGCUUGCCGGAGAUAAAAGUCGAGACCGCAGAGAGAGAAGCAGAGCUGAAGACUCCAAGAAGGAGAAAGGUCAAAAGGGAACGCAAAUUCGGAAUUAGGAGCGAUGAAAAGGUCUUGGAAGCGAAGAAUCAGGACCGCAUUCCGUCCAAUUAUUCGAUCUCAUCGCGAAAAUCGGUUGAAGACUGUGAAUUUCCUUUGAAAUCGAUUCCCGAGAUGCAGAAACCGGAGGAAACAAGCGACCGCGACGGCACGAGCAGAGAGAAACAGAGGAAAUCCCUCUACAUAAGCAGAAGGGAGCCACCACGGCGAAGGCUGAAGCAGAGCAGCGGGGUCCGAGUUCAUUCCCCGAGAACUGUCAGAAUCGAGGUGCGCAGGCCACGAUCGCUGGUCGAGGACGCGAAGAAGGCGAAUUCGAAGUCCACGGGGGCGAGGACGAAGACUAAGAAGGGCGGCGCGGGUAAUACCAAGGCCAACAGAUUGGAGAGGUUUGCGCUGGUGAAGUGCUCGUACGACCCACAGAGAGACUUCAGGGAGUCGAUGGUGGAGAUGAUCGUCGAGAGGCGGAUCCGGCAGUCGGAGGACAUGGAGGAGCUCUUGGCUUGUUACUUGACGCUAAAUUCGGACGAGUAUCACGAUCUCAUCAUCAAGGUGUUCAGGCAGGUCUGGUUUGAGCUGAACCAGGCUUGUUUUGACUGGUGAAUAAUUGCAGAGAGAGCACAGAUGUCGGUAUGGUUAGUUUAAUUUUGCUUCAAUACCAUCACUUAGGUAACUUUACGGCGAGAUGCAAUUGGCCGAUAUUAUGUAUAUGUAUACUCAAUGAAAUCAUCACCGAAAAGGCUCGGGUGUUAUCUUUUCACCGAAUUAGAACAAAAGAUAGUUCGA